This is a messenger RNA of Cuscuta campestris, 988 nucleotides long. NCBI's taxonomy places the organism in Eukaryota, Viridiplantae, Streptophyta, Magnoliopsida, Solanales, Convolvulaceae. The record is from the annotation of a GenBank genome assembly.
CGAGUAGUAAGUGUAAGUUCAUGGGAGCGCAGUGGAAAUCACCAAUUAAGAACUAUGCAAAGAAAUCAACCAUCUAUGCUGCAGAGAAGAUAUUGCAGCCUCACAGUAACAGAUGACAGACAGUGUGCUAUAGCACUUCUUCUAUCACACGCACACACAGAAGCAGAUGAUGCAAAGGGCGUUACCAUGCCUACAUGGCAGAAUGCUGCGGACUGUAAGAAGCCAAAGAAGAAGCAGAAUCAGAAAUCUGGUGAUGACGGUGAUUUUGUAAAUUUAGCAGAGGAUAUUGGGGAUUCUUUAAUCCUUAGUGUGGAUAGCCCUAUUGAAUCCUGGAUUUUGGAUUCUGGUGCAUCUUUCCAUUCGUCACCAAGCAAGGAGUUGUUCCAAAAUUUCAAAUGUGGAAAUUUUGGAAAGGUGUAUCUUGCUGAUAACAAGGCCUUGGUUAUUGAAGGGAAAGGGUUUUGGGAUGACAAAAACAGAACGAUCCUGAGACAUUGUGACGUGACAUUUGAUGAGUCUAUCAUGUACAAAGACGGAGUACAGAAGGUCUCAGAGACUACGAAGCAAGUGGGAGUUGAGGUUGAGUUGGAGAAAAGUACCCCCAUAGAUGUUGAAGUAGAAACUCAACCAACUCCAGACAUUGUUGAUAAAGAACCUGAGGUGGAGCAAGUGACACCUGAGCAGGUGUUGAGGAAAUCAUCCAGGACUAUCAGGGCACCAGAUAGGUAUUCACCUUCAUUACACUAUCUGUUGCUAACUGAUGAAGGAGAACCAGAGUCCGUUGAUGAGGCCAUACAGAUGUUGCGGUGCGGUGAAGAUAUUGAUGAUGUUGGCAAUUUCUGAGAUGAUUGGAUCAGUCUCCAAGUGGGAGAAUUGUUAGGUUGUGGAGCCUGAUGCUUAAUGGUUAAGUUUGCUUAAUAGUUAAGUUUGCUUAAUAGUUAAGUUUACUUAAUGGCUAAGUUUACUUAAUGGUUAAGUUGUAAUACCU